Pistacia vera is the source of this 2247-nucleotide messenger RNA. RefSeq names its product pathogenesis-related homeodomain protein-like. The transcript is spliced from 9 exons. The record is from RefSeq and is a predicted model, not a curated record. Gene Ontology annotation, molecular function: chromatin binding; DNA binding. Lineage: Eukaryota; Viridiplantae; Streptophyta; Magnoliopsida; Sapindales; Anacardiaceae. Gene Ontology annotation, biological process: regulation of DNA-templated transcription; chromatin organization. Gene Ontology annotation, cellular component: nucleus. Bases 46 to 1995 code for a protein of 649 amino acids.
GAUUGUUGUGUUUUGUGUAGUUCAGCGUCAGGGCUAUUUCACCUUAUGAACAGUAUGCGAGAUGAGAAAGAGGAAAAUAUGCGUCAAACUGGGAAGAAAGUUGCAAUCCGUGCAGAAUCUAGCAAAUCCUGUUUUUCCAAGAGAGAUACAGAAUCUAGCAAAUCCUGUUUUUCCAAGAGAGAUACAGAAUCAGAACUCAUUGCAUCAUGGAAGCUAAAGAAAGGCAGCAAAAUAUCGAAGGUUGAAAAGCACAAAUCUAAAUCUCAUGUAAAGACAACCAAGUCAACCCUGAUAAAAAAGAAAUUUCCUGAGUCUCCAAGCAAGGGAACAGGGAAUGACUCUGGAAGCAAAAAAUCCAUUAGUAGAAAACUUCUGCAUAAAAAGCUCGAUAAAAUCUCUUCCAAGAAGCUUGCAUCUUUGAAGCUUCAAGGUAAAAGUUCCUCACUUGUUAAUUCUAAGGGGCAUGGAAAAGUAAUUAAUGGUGAUGCUGAAACAAAGAAUCAAACGAAGAAGAAGAAGAGGCAAAAGGAGAAGGUGGAGCAAGAUGAAGCCUCACGCUUGCAGAGGAGAACAAGGUACCUAUUGAUUAAAAUGAAGCUGGAGCAGAACCUCAUUGAUGCUUAUUCUGGUGAAGGUUGGAAAGGUCAGAGCCGAGAAAAGAUAAAGCCAGAGAAGGAACUGCUGCGUGCAAAGAAGCAGAUACUCAAGUGUAAACUUGGAAUUCGUGAAGCUAUUCGGCAGCUUGAUUCUCUUAGUUCAGUCGGAUGUAUUGAAGGUUCUGUCAUUGCUCCAGAUGGAUCUGUUCACCAUGAACAUAUUAUCUGCGCAAAGUGCAAGUUGCGAGAAGCCUUCCCAGAUAAUGACAUUGUACUCUGUGAUGGAACAUGUAAUUGUGCUUUCCACCAAAAAUGCCUUGAUCCGCCAUUGGACACUGAAUGCAUACCUCCAGGAGAUCAGGGCUGGUUUUGCAGAUUUUGUGAAUGUAAGAUGGAAAUAAUAGAGGCUAUGAAUGCUCAUAUCGGGACCUGCUUCUCUGUUAACAGCAAUUGGCAGGAUAUUUUCAAAGAAGAAGCUGCUUUUCCUGAUGGUGGGAGUGCAUUGUUAAAUCAAGAAGAAGAUUGGCCUUCAGAUGAUUCUGAAGAUCAUGAUUAUAAUCCAGAAAGGAGGGAGAACAGCUGCAGCAUCAGUGGGGCGGAAACUGAUGAUGAUGCAAGCAGUUCUACCAGCUUGAGCUGGUCUUCAGAUGGUGAAGCUUUUUCCAAAUCUAUGAGGUGGGAGAUGGAGGGCAAUGACUAUAAGCAGUAUUCAGGUGAUAGUAGUAUAGGUUCUGAUGAAAACAGUGAUGGGGAAAUUAUCUGUGGCCGUCGACAGCGAAGGACAGUUGAUUAUAAGAAGUUAUAUGCUGAAAUGUUUGGAAAGGAUGCUUUGGCAUAUGAGCAGGUUAGUGAAGAUGAAGAUUGGGGUCCUGCAAAGAGAAGACGGAGAGAAAAGGAGUCAGAUGCGGUGAACACCCUUAUGACUUUGUAUGGAAGUGAGGAAAAAUGCCCAAAUGUUAAAGCCAUAGAAGUGAAGGAGAAACUUUCUUCUGAUGCAAAAAUUAGGAGGCCAUUCUUCAGAAUUCCUCCCAAUGCAGUUGAGAAGCUUCGCCAAGUGUUUGCUGAGAAUGAACUUCCCUCUAGAACUGUCAAGGACAACCUUUCCAAAGAGUUGGGUCUUGAACGUGAGAAGGUUAACAAAUGGUUUAAAAAUGCAAGAUACAUUGCGCUAAAAACAAGAAAGGUAGAGGAAGGAAACCAAGUUCAUUAUGCUCCUAAAAUCUCCAAUGAACCGAGAUUGAAAGAUGCCUUAAAAGAAAAUGUGUUAUGCACACCAAAGAAUGUGAAGAGGAUCAAACAGAGAAAGGAUUCAAAAUCGCUGAGCAGUGGCUUGAAGAAAAAUCAACACAAAAGACCUUUAGAAUCACCUGCAAAUAGCAAUCAGGUAUGCUUCAGCUAAAUUCCUGGUUCUUUCUCUAUUUCCUGCUCUUUCUUUCUUUCAUUUUACCUCUUUCUGCAAAUUGGAAGUAGCUUUAGGUGGUUGGUAUUAUGUAGGAUCACUCGAGUUAGGGUUGACUAAGUAGACUGAGUAAAAGUUUGCAUCAUAAACUGAUUGAAAUUAUUCGGUGGUGUCCAAAGUAAAAGUUCAAAAGAUACUCCUGGUACUGGGUGAAGUAUGUCUCUCAAAUUAGACAUUCACCCAUGGUGCAGA